Molecule: messenger RNA, 1914 nt
Organism: Neofelis nebulosa (Clouded leopard)
Lineage: Eukaryota; Metazoa; Chordata; Mammalia; Carnivora; Felidae
Gene: DNAJB5
Product: DnaJ heat shock protein family (Hsp40) member B5
Exons: 4
Coding region: 838-1884 (348 amino acids)
Biological process (GO): negative regulation of transcription by RNA polymerase II
Cellular component (GO): cytosol
Molecular function (GO): protein-folding chaperone binding
Source: RefSeq, a predicted model, not a curated record
GAGGAAGGACUGGUAGGGAAGGUUUUAAGGAAAUGGUGAUUAGUGCCUAAGUGUUCUAACAACUGAGGUUUAAAAAGGCCCUACCCCCAGGAUGGUUUUGUUCACUAACACUAGUGCUUAGGUGGCACAGACAUGUCUUCAUACACAUUUUGUGUGCAGACACUGGGAAAUAAGUAAAGGGAACUGUUGCCCUUGUUGGAGGAAGGACAGUGUCAUCCCCCCUGCUAAUAAGAGAGCUAGAAACGGCAGUUUCCAAAGACUGUGAGUCAUUCUCUCAUCUGUCACACGUGAGGCUUAGCAUAGUCUGGAAAGCAGGGACAGGGAGGCCUGGGGUCUUCAAUAGCAGAGAGGACUCCAGGCACCUACACCCUGACUCAGCCUAGCUGGCCAGGACAACUGGCUAAAGACCUAGGACUGUCCCUAGUCCUGGGCCACUGCCCCAGCUGCCCUUAGCCUGGGCACCAUGCCUGAGACAUGGCGUAAAAGACCACGAUGCUCAGGUGACCUCACCCAGUACACUGAUCUUCGCCAGCUUCUGUGUGUGAGCCUGUCAGUCCAUGGUGCCACCUCACACGGCAGGGCCUCUCAGGGGUCCUCAGUCUAGCCCAAGGACCUGGGCUUUAGCUGAGCCCCUAAUAGGCCACAGCCCCCAGCUUCCUGCUGGGAAAAUCUAGGAGCUGAGGAAAGAAUCACAGAAUCCUAGAAUGUCAGAGCUGAAAGAGACCAUCUAGUCCAAACCUUUCAUUUUACUGAUGGGGAGACAGGGGCCUACAGAACAGGCAUGACCUGCUGAAAGUCACACAAAACAAGGAGACAAGUGCCGGUCCAGUGGCUGUGAUGGGAAAGGAUUAUUACAAGAUUCUUGGGAUCCCAUCGGGAGCCAACGAGGAUGAGAUCAAGAAAGCCUACCGGAAGAUGGCCUUGAAGUACCACCCAGACAAGAACAAAGAACCCAAUGCUGAGGAGAAGUUUAAGGAGAUUGCAGAGGCCUACGACGUGCUGAGUGACCCUAAGAAACGAGGCCUGUAUGACCAGUAUGGGGAGGAAGGCCUGAAGACCGGCGGUGGUUCAUCAGGUGGCUCCAGUGGCUCCUUUCACUACACCUUUCACGGGGACCCCCACGCCACCUUUGCCUCCUUCUUUGGUGGCUCCAACCCCUUCGAUAUCUUCUUUGCCAGCAGCCGUUCCACUAGACCCUUCAGUGGCUUUGACCCAGAUGACAUGGAUGUGGAUGAAGAUGAGGAUCCAUUUGGCGCCUUUGGCCGCUUUGGCUUCAAUGGGCUGAGUAGGGGCCCAAGGCGGGCCCCUGAACCACUAUACCCUCGGCGCAAGGUGCAGGACCCACCUGUGGUACAUGAGCUGCGGGUGUCCCUGGAGGAGAUCUACCACGGCUCCACCAAGCGCAUGAAGAUCACAAGGCGGCGCCUCAACCCUGAUGGGCGAACUGUGCGUACCGAGGACAAGAUCCUGCACAUUGUCAUCAAGCGUGGCUGGAAGGAAGGCACCAAGAUCACCUUCCCCAAAGAAGGUGAUGCCACACCUGACAACAUCCCUGCUGACAUCGUCUUUGUGCUCAAAGACAAGCCCCAUGCACACUUCCGUCGAGAUGGCACCAAUGUGCUCUACAGUGCCCUGAUCAGCCUCAAGGAGGCGCUGUGUGGCUGCACUGUGAACAUUCCCACUAUUGAUGGCCGGGUGAUCCCAUUACCCUGCAAUGACGUCAUCAAGCCAGGCACCGUGAAGAGACUCCGUGGGGAGGGCCUUCCUUUCCCCAAGGUGCCCACCCAGCGAGGAGACCUCAUUGUCGAGUUCAAAGUUCGCUUCCCAGACAGAUUAACACCACAGACACGACAGAUCCUUAAGCAGCACCUACCCUGUUCCUAGGCUCUGCCCCAGCCAGCCCAGAGUCUACCA